Molecule: messenger RNA, 414 nt
Organism: Serpula lacrymans var. lacrymans S7.9
Lineage: Eukaryota; Fungi; Basidiomycota; Agaricomycetes; Boletales; Serpulaceae
Exons: 7
Coding region: 1-414 (137 amino acids)
Source: RefSeq, a predicted model, not a curated record
AUGUACACCCAGCAACUUCUAUUGAUCGCUAAUGUCAAUCCAAACUUGAGCUAUGGAUUUGUCCUUGGCAUUACAGUAGGUCUUGCCAUGUCUGUAUAUCUACCAAGGAAACUAUCCCCAGCACAAGAGCAACUAGAGGCUUUAAAGAGGAUGAGCAAGAGUCUCGCUGCUGCAACAGAGGUGGACGCAUCUUGCAGUACCAUUGGGCUUGGAAACCCAUUGCAACGGGGUAGCAGUAGCCUUACAGAUUUCACAUUUUACACUACAAUAUACACUAAUGAAGCCCACGCUGCUAUCCAAACGCUCCUGCAUGGUGCAAAUUACAUCGGUGGUAUCUAUCCUGGAUGGCUAUUUUUCUCGCGCUGUGGUGCAGUAGCUUCAAGUUCUCUAGGUGCAAGCUUUGGAGUCUGGUAA